Molecule: messenger RNA, 802 nt
Organism: Leucoraja erinaceus (little skate)
Lineage: Eukaryota; Metazoa; Chordata; Chondrichthyes; Rajiformes; Rajidae
Product: integrator complex subunit 3-like
Exons: 9
Cellular component (GO): cytoplasm
Source: RefSeq, a predicted model, not a curated record
CCGACCUCUCUUCAUCUUUAAGGGAAGAAACGAGAAUUCCGAUUCCAUCCCAUCAAAGAGGCCAUUGUAGAGGAGCCCAUCAACAUCACCCCCUACCUGGACCAACUGGACGAAGCGCUGAGGGAAAAAGUCUUGCUCAUCCAGAAAGGACGAGAGGACACCAACGAUAACUAUCGCACUGACACGGAGAGUCAGUGUGAAAUCAUGCAGGAGAUUGUGGACAUGAUAUUGGAGGAUGAUUUUGAUUCUGAGCUCAUGGUGACGUUAGCUUCGUGCCUGGUCGAAUUAUUCAAAGGACACUUCAGGGGCGAGGUUUUACCCGAGGAGAUCACCGAGGAGACUCUGGAGGAAUCUGUAGGAAAGCCUCUCUAUGUAACCUUCAGGAACCUGUGCCAGAUGCAGGAAGACAACAGCAGCUUCUCGUUGCUCCUGGAGCUCCUGUCUGAACUGUACCAGAAGCAGCCAAAGGUCGGCUACCACCUCCUGUACUACCUACGGGCAAGUAAAGCAGCGGCGGGGAAGAUGCGCUUGUACGAGUCGUUCGCUCAGGCCACACAGCUGGGGGACCUCCACACCUGCCUGAUGAUGGACAUGAAAGCCUGUCAGGAAGAUGACGUCCGGCUGCUCUGCUACCUGACACCAACCAUCUAUACCUCGUUCCCCGACGAGACUCUGCGGAGCAGCGAGUUGCUCAACAUGAUCGUGGCCGUCAUCGACUCUGCCCAGCUGCAGGAGCUUGUGUGUCACAUCAUGAUGGGGAACCUGGUGAUGUUUCGCAAGGACUCUGUCCUCAACAUCCUGA